This is a messenger RNA of Plasmodium adleri (nom. inval.), 2040 nucleotides long. RefSeq names its product conserved Plasmodium protein, unknown function. Bases 1 to 2040 code for a protein of 679 amino acids. The transcript has a single exon. NCBI's taxonomy places the organism in Eukaryota, Apicomplexa, Aconoidasida, Haemosporida, Plasmodiidae. The record is from RefSeq and is a predicted model, not a curated record.
AUGAACAAAAUAAUAUUUUAUUUAUUAAAUCGUAAGAAAUAUCUUUAUAAUAUUUCCAGAAAUAAUUUUUGUACAUAUGAAGGUAUUUACAAUAUUGGAAUUAAAAGAUUCUUUAAUAGCACAGGGAAAGAAUAUGUAUUAAAAAAUAAGGAUAUUCAUAGAACAAAGAAAAGAAAUGUGUGGUUGAAAAAACUUAAUUUAAGUGAAUUACCACAUAAGAAAUAUGGAAAUAAAUUAGGAUCAGUUGCUAAAAAAUUAUAUAUGGAUGGUUUGUAUCAAAAUGUUGAUAGAAAUAUGGAAAAAUAUAAUAAGGAUGAAUAUUAUAAUGAUGUAAAUAAAGUUUCUGUGGAGAGUAAUAUUUUUAUGUCAAGUAAAAAAAGCAAAAUAUCUUCAGUUAAUAAUAAUACAAGUAUAUGUAAUAAUAUAGAAUUAUUGGAGAAUAAGCAAAGUUGUUGGAAUAAUAUAUGUAAUGAAUUAAAAUGUCAUUUACCAUUUUUACAACCAUAUAGCAUAACAGUGACAUUAAAUUAUUUGUCAAAAAUAAAUUAUGAUGAAUAUGAUAUAUUCAAAUUUAUAGCAGAUAAUAUUGAUGAGAGAUGGUUAAAAAAUUUUAAUAUUAAGGAUUUAUCUUUAUUAUUAUUAUCUUAUUCAAGAUUACAUAUAAAAUAUGAUUCGUUCAUAAAUCGUAUAAGUAGAGAAUUGUUAUAUAAAAUAAGUUAUGCAUCAGUAGAUGAAUUAUCAAAAAUAGCUUAUUCAUAUACUAAAAUGAAAAUAUAUGAUUAUGAGGUUUUUCUACAUUUAUGUAAUGAAAUAAAAUAUAAAAUAAAAAAUGAAAAAGAUAAUAAGUUUGUUUGUGAGUCUGAUUUGGAUAGUGUAAAUGAAAAUAUUGAACAUAGUAAUAUUCCUAUUAUAAAUACAACAGAAAGUGAAAAAAAAUAUAAAAAUAUAAAUAAUAAGAAGAAACAAUAUAAUUUAAGUUGUGAAAAUAAUCCAUUGGAUUUAAAAAGUUAUGAAACUGUUCAUAUGGGAAUAGAACAAGAAGGAUAUAUUCAAAAAUUUAAUGAUAAUAAUAAAACGAAUAAAUAUAAAAAAAAAGAGUCUCAUCAUAUUGAUAAUAUAAAUAAAGAAAAUAAUGAGAUAUCUAUAGAUUAUAAGGGAGACCAUAUAAAUGUUAAAGAAAAUAAAAAAUAUUCUAGUUUGUGUCUUUUUUUAUAUUGUAUUGGUAAAAUGAAACAUCGUGAUUUUAAAUUACUAGAUAUAAUUGCUGGAUAUUUAAAUUUACAACAUCUUAAUAAUAUAGAUGUAAGUAACAUGUGUUAUACAUUUUCUUUAUAUAAUUAUUAUUAUACGAAUGAUUUUUAUAAAAGUUUUUGUUUAAAAAGUAUGGAAAUAAUAAAUGAUAUUGAACCAUUACAAAGGGUCAUUAUUUUAACGUAUAUGCUAAAAAAACCCACAUUAGAUAUGUUGCAUAUAUAUGUAAUGUAUCUUAAAAAUAUAAUAAAUGAAAUGAGUAAGAAUAAAAUAUACAAAGAGAACUUAUUUUUAAAUUUGUGUAUAAAUAGUAUAUCAUGUGAUACAUUUUUAAACUUCUUAUAUGGAUUGUUACAUUCAAAUGAAAAUUUAAUUUCUAAGGAAGAAGAACAAAGAUAUAUGACAUAUAUAUAUAUAAUAGAUAAUGUUUUCAUAAUAAUAAAUCAUAUAUUAACUUAUAUAGACUUUUUUAUAAAGAAUAAGAAUAAAAAUAUAUCUUCUAGAGAUAUUGCUAAAAUUUUUAAUAUUCUCAUAAAAAUAUAUAACAUCAAAAAUAAGAAUUUAAAUAUAUCUAAAUAUAAUAAUAUGAAAGCGUUCCAUGACAUUAUGAGUUGUCUAGAUGUUCAAAUAAAGAAUACAUUAAAUAUUAUAAUGAAUGAUAUAAAUAAAAUUCAUUUAUUUGAUUUAAUAAAUAUAAAAAAGAACUUGUUAGACUUUAAAAAUAAUAAUAACCCAUAUGAUGAAAAAGUUGAAACAAUAUUAAAUUCUUUAAGUUUAUUGAUAAAGUGA